ACUUUUACCCUUACAGAAUAGUAUAUUAAAUAAACUUAUCAUUCUCGGUGCUUUGAAAAAACACUUUUUUCAGAAGCAUUUUUAUUUGCUUUAUAACUAGACAUGCAAUUUUUUAUAAAACAAUUCAUAUUACUAUUAUUUUAUUGUUAAAAAAACUACGUAAACAAAACUUUUAUCAUGGACAGCAUGGAGGGUAUAUAUUUUCUCCUGUAGGGGCGCUAAUAUCAGUGAACAAAUUUCCGGUAUGCCAAUUUUCGUGCAUGGCGAUUUUACGCAGUCAAGUACAGUCAAUAGGGAUACAUAUACAUACUUCUCCUUAUACUCCUUCAUGAUGGCCCCAAAACAAGGCGAAGCCUAUCUCAAGUUUUCCGGUGUCCGACUGUUCAGCGCGACCUCCUCGGGAAAAUUUACAACUAAGUGGUAUAUGUGGUUCGCCUGCUACCAAUUUCAAAUUAAAGAGCGCCCGUUAGAAAUGUCAAAGAUUGACUUUAUUUAUUCCAAUUUUAUAAACGAAAUAAAUUCUUUGUUUCUUGUCAUAUGAUACCACUUAUCAGAAGUAGAAUCAAUAUUAUUGAACGAAUGAUUUUCUUACCAAUUGUGCCUCGAAUACUUUUAAAAGAACGGAUUAUCCAUCGUACCUUCAAGUUCUUUAAGAGUUUAAAAGGAUAUAAAUUAAUGUCAGGAAAUAAGGAAAGUUUGCUCCCUGAAGAGCCUAAACAAUCUGUUGAAAUAAAAACCUUAGCUUGUGAUAUAUCGUUAAAAGUUAUUGGUAGUGGAGCACGUGGUGCUCCAGCUAGUGUUUGUCUUUACUCAAAUGAGAGCAGAUAUAUUUUCAACUGUGGAGAAAGUACACAAAGAAUAAAUAAUGAACAUAGAAAUAAAUUAUGUAAAUUAUCGAAAAUUGGCAAUGUUUUCAUUACAACGCCAAAUUGGAAGAAUCUGGGAGGACUUCCUGGAUUUCUCCUAUGCUUACAAUCAUAUGGUGUUUCAACAGUAAAUAUUCAUGGACCGAUAGGAACAAUAGACAUUUGUGACGUUACAAGAAGAUUUGUAUAUCUCAAAAGAUUAACUGUCAUUGAAGCAAAUAUUAAUAGGCCUUUUGUUGACAAUGUAUUGACUGUGAAUUACGUUCUUUUAGAGCCACAAAACGCAGAUCACAAUACUGAAAUAACAGAAACCGAUAAUGUCGAUGAAAACGUCAAUCACAAAACUGAAAUAGAUGAUAAUAUAGAUUAUUAUGAACAUGAGGUGAAUGUGUCUGCGAAAAGAAAACUUAGCAUGUACGGAGACAAUGUCAAAAGAAUUAAGAGGCAAUCUGAUUCUAUAGCGGGACAUGUGAGGUCUUCCAUGUGUUACAUUGGUAAAAUUCAUCAUCGUAUUGGAAAAUUAAAUUUAAAUAAAUGUGUAGAAAAAGGAAUCACACCAGGUCCAUUGUUGGGACAAUUGAAGAAUGGAAUGGAUGUUACUUUAGAGAAUGGGACAAUAAUAAAAAGUUCUGAUGUUGUUGACCCUGCCGAACCUGGACCUGCAUUUAUAGUUGUAGACUGUCCUAGAGAAGAAUUAUUAGAGUCUUUAAUACAAAAUCCAAUUUUUGCAAACUAUCAAUCGGGAACUGCUAAGUCGAAGGAUAUGAUUGCUUCUUGUAUUGUGCAUUUCACGCCAGAAUCAAUAAUAAAAGAUGCAAGGUAUCAAAAGUGGAUGGAAAAUUUUGGUUGGUCGACACAGCACAUGAUAGUCAACGAAUCUAACACGUGCUUGGGAACCGAAGCAAUUCAUAAGUUUCAACAUCAACUGCAUUUACUUCAUGACAGAAUAUUUCCCUUUUGGGAUGAAUCGAAUAUUCCGACUGAAGUAUCUGCAACUUCGCAGAAAAGUGGAAUUUUUCAGAACCAUAGUGUCACGGAAGAUGACAAAGAAAGUUCUGUUGAGGCUUCUGAUGAAUCUGCUCUGGUAACUCGUGCAAAAACGCUUCACUGCUAUUCCCUGGUUCCUAAAAAAGGUCUUAAUCCAUUAAAGGAGUUGAAACUCAAUCCUCAAGAAUAUUUGGAUGAAGUUUUUCAAAUGACUGGAUAUUUAGAUGCUUUGGCGGAGGUCCAAACAAAUGUCAGUUUUAUGCAAAGGAAAUUAGGUGAAAUUCCAGAAUAUCCGAAACUUGUAAUAUUAGGAACGAGCUCAACUGCAAAUAAUAAAAUGAGGAACACAAGUGGUAUUCUUCUGAGGAUUGAUAAAGAUACAAGUAUAGUUUUGGACUGUGGAGAAGGAACGAUACAUCAAAUCUUUAGGAUUUAUGGAAAGGAAACAGAUAAUAUUCUUUCUUCAAUUAAGGCUAUUUAUAUUUCUCAUCUACAUGCUGAUCAUCAAUUAGGAUUGAUUGGAAUUUUACAAGAACGAUCGCGCUCUAAUCAAGAACCUGUUUAUCUCCUCGCUCCAGAAAGAAUACGUUCCUGGUUAUACUUUUUUGAUCUCAGAUAUCAGAAUAUUUCACAACUAUACACUUUGAUUCCACUAUCGAAAUUACUAAUGUCUGAGCACCAAAUUCCUUUGGAAACUGAAAAAAGAAUUUAUGAAAGUCUUAAUGUUAAGGAAAUUAGUACAGUUAAUGUGGACCAUUGUGCUUUUUCAUACGGAGUUUCUUUUACUCUUGCUAACGACAAAAAAAUAGUUUAUAGCGGUGACACGAUGCCUUGUCAAAAACUUGUAGAUUUAGGUAAAAAUUGUGACUUAUUAAUUCACGAGGCAACAUUUAAUGAUAAAGAACAUGCAAAAGAAAAACUUCAUUCAACUGUAUCGCAAGCUAUUAACAUCGGCGAGAAAAUGAAAGCAAAUUUCACUCUGUUAACGCACUUUAGUCAACGCUUUUCAAAAACAUUUUACAUGCCAGAAAUUGGCCAACGUGCAGACCAUAGUAAAAUUGGCAUGGCUUUCGAUAACAUGCACAUUAGAUUAGCCGAACUUCCUAUUCUUCCUCUAUUUUAUCCAUGUCUCAAAAUAAUGUGCUAUGAAGAAACAGAAGUGAAAGAGGUAAAUGGCAAGAAAGUUUUAGGACUCUUAAAAUCACCAAUGAAGAGAAAAAUAGGAAAAAUUGAAGCGAGGAAAUCUGAUGUUUUGUAAAUAUUGUGAAUAAUGAACUGAACGAAUGACGAUUUUUACUUGAUAAAUAUGUAUAUACUUCCAUUUUUGCAAAUGAAUAUCAAUUGUUUAUUAAUAAAACAGAAAUUUUACUUUAAAA
Leptopilina heterotoma is the source of this 3229-nucleotide messenger RNA. RefSeq names its product ribonuclease Z, mitochondrial (gene RNaseZ). Gene Ontology annotation, cellular component: mitochondrion. Gene Ontology annotation, biological process: mitochondrial tRNA 3'-end processing. The record is from RefSeq and is a predicted model, not a curated record. Gene Ontology annotation, molecular function: 3'-tRNA processing endoribonuclease activity. The transcript has 7 exons. Lineage: Eukaryota; Metazoa; Arthropoda; Insecta; Hymenoptera; Figitidae. The coding region runs from base 538 to 3111 and encodes 857 amino acids.